AUGAUCGCUGUAGACUAUGCAGCAGAGCACCCGACGUGUUUGAGGGAGAUCCCUCACCGCCUAGCUAUUUACCUUUUACACUACCCGUAUGGGAGCUACUGGUGCCUAGUUGGCAUGUGCACAGAGGGAUCACUCGCGUUAUCUCCAGAAGGGUUGCUUGCUUCUCUGCAACGAAAUAUCUUAACUGCAACGACCAGCUUGACACGCAUGUCAGCUGGUCUACCUGAUGAUCUUGCUCUGUCGUCUACGUUUAUCCCGGCCACAAAAUCACAGUUCUGCAUUGUGUAUGGGUGUAAUAAAUCGCAGAUGCAAAAGAUCCAACGACGGAUAUCGCUAGCAGGUGAUGGAUUGCAUCAUCCACUGACUACCGUAGGAAUCUUUGCGGAGAUAGAAAGAGAGAGGCUUGUCAAUGCCGUGGACGAUUUGGUGGACCAGUUUUCUCUUCGUGCUGAAGUAUUGGACAUGAAAUACUGGAACACAGAUCUUCCGGUCGAUAACCGCAAAACCAGGGAAAAUCUCGCCAUCUGUCUGCGGAGCCGCGAAUUGGCCGAUCAGAUACGGUCUACCAAGAGACAGAUCUCAAAAUUUAUAACCCACAUUGAUCGUUUCAAUGAGUGGAUGGCUGUUAUAAAUUUUGAGGGAACAAAUAAAACCGUGGAUGUUAUAGAGAGGAUGAAACUCAGAGAGACCGGAGAAAGAAUAAAAGGUAGAUUACAGGACAUGCUUCAUGAGUACGACGAUAAAAUCGAUGAAUGCAAGAUGAUGUCCGAGAGCUUAUCGCUCAUUAUGCAGACACUGUGGAAUCAAAUCGCCCAGAAGGAUUCGAGAACCAACACACAUAUCGCAAAGGUCAACAAUAUGAUUGCAAUUGAAACCAAGACCGAGAGCAUCCAAAUGAAGUCAAUUGCUCUCCUGACGAUGAUAUACAUUCCGCUCUCUUGCGUAGCAGUAUGA
Molecule: messenger RNA, 954 nt
Organism: Clonostachys solani
Lineage: Eukaryota; Fungi; Ascomycota; Sordariomycetes; Hypocreales; Bionectriaceae
Source: the annotation of a GenBank genome assembly